Bursaphelenchus okinawaensis is the source of this 2800-nucleotide messenger RNA. The record is from the annotation of a GenBank genome assembly. NCBI's taxonomy places the organism in Eukaryota, Metazoa, Nematoda, Chromadorea, Rhabditida, Aphelenchoididae.
AUGUUCAAUGGGUUAAGAUACCAAAGUACCGUAAUCUUAGUCUUGGUAUGUUGGACACAACAAAUAUGUGGACUACAGAAUGGACUAGCACGGUAAGUACGACAUAAAAUGUCAUGAUGUUGUUGUUUAACUCAUAACACGUACAUAUAUUAAAUACUAUCAUGUGAUACGACACACAUUAUUCUAUACAUGUUACUAUAACAGUAAUCACAUGAUGCAAAUACAUAUUACUGUCAGUAACUAAACAUACCUAAAAUAUAUAAUUUCAGUCUACCACCAAUGGGCUGGAUGUCGUGGAGCUGGUUCAAGUGCGAGACUGACUGUGCGCGACACCCGAGUAACUGUAUCAACGAGGAGCUCUACUUCCAACAUGCAGAUCGACUGGUCAGCGAUGGAUACGCGGCAGUCGGCUACAAUACCAUCCACAUAGACGACUGCUGGACUGAACGGUCCAGGGAUUGGCAGAACAGACUGGUCGCCGAUCGUUACAGAUUUCCUCGGGGCAUUCAGGGACUGGUAAAUUAUGUAAGUUUAAGGUUACUGUAAUAUGCUACAGUAAUUCAUAAAAAAUAAUUUACUUUUCAUGUUUAGAUUAAUAUUGUAAUUGUUAUACCACAUAUGGUGCAGUUCAUUACUCGUAUUUUACAUUACUUUUGGUACAAUUUAAGAUAAAAUUUAGGUCCACAGUAGAGGGUUGAAGUUUGGAAUAUAUGCGGAUUACGGUACAAAGACGUGUGGAGGUUACCCUGGCAGUAAAGGAUACGAAGGUAUCGACGCUUGGGCCUUCGCGGACUGGCAGGUGGACUACCUUAAGCUAGAUGGCUGUUGGAGUACCAUCGUGGAGAUGGAAGGCGGUAAGGCAGCAUGAGCCUACCUUUAAAUUUUGCACAUUAAGUCAAAUUUAACUGAGCAAACUCAUCGUAUCUUCUUCAGGCUAUCCCCUCUUCUCGCAAUACCUAAACGCCUCAGGCCGUUCCAUCGUCUACUCUUGUAGCUGGCCCGCCUAUCUAGCGAUCAAGCCCAACAUCAACUACAAUCGCAUCGCUCAGGUGUGCAACUUGUGGCGCAACUACCCCGACGUCGACAACAACCUCUGGUCGAUAUUGUACAUCAUCAACGAGUUCAUCAAGGCCCAGGACCAGCUGAUCCCAGUCCACGGCCCAGGCCAAUGGCACGACCCGGACAUGCUGGUGAUUGGGAAUGGGAUCACAGAAGGCGCUUCCAGGAUCCAGAUGUCCGUCUGGUGCAUCUGGUCCGCUCCUUUGAUCAUGUCCAACGAUUUGAGGACUAUUUCGCCGAAUUUAAGAGCUAUUCUACAGAAUCGCAUCGCUAUUGGCAUCGACCAAGAUCCUAUGGGCAAAAUGGGACGAAUGGUACUCCGGGUAGGGCUAAAUACUUAUAUUUUUACCAAAAGACUUAAUUUAUGCACCAAUUUUAACAUUUAGUCUAUUUGACCUGCACCGUGCAAACAUUUAUUCAUUGCACGGUGCAGAGUUAUUUUUCUUUACAAACACGUUUUCUGAUUGCACAGUGCAAAAUCCCACUUUCUUUGCACAGUGCAACAAUGGUUCAUCACUGCACCGUGCAGUCAGUUUGUCGCUUCCCGUUUUGUCGCUUUUUUCCUUUAUUGUCGUUGUCAACCUUUAUGGGCGACAAAUCAAAAGAAUCUGUCGCCAAACUCGUUAAGCAUUUGAAAGCCUAAACGAUUUGGCGACAAUCUUGUCGCAUCUUGCCAGAACAUUUGUUUUAGCGUCAAAAGAAACCAAGCAACCUUUGCUGAAACUGCGACAAACCUUGUCGCAAAGUUGAAACACGAAUUUGUCGCAAAAUGUGAGCGACAAAAGUUUGACCCUUUACUUGCGACAAAAGCGACACAUUUUUUUCCAAUUUUGUCGCAGUUCAAAAAUGAAAAAAGGUGCAAAUUUGUCGCUUUUGAAUUGCAAUAAUGUUUGUCGCACGACAAAGUCGUCGCUGAUCAACAGCGACAGACUUUUGUCAUGUGCCGGUGUUUGCAAAACGACAAUUUCUUCUUUCUUUACGAGGAAUUGGCAUAUUGCGACAAUGAAAAGAACCGCACGGUGCAGUGGGGAAGCAGUUGAGCGACAAUCCUUUCUUUUGUCGCUGAAAAGUGUUCUUUCAAACAGUCUGCACUGUGCAAGAGCAAAGUCGAGUUGUUUGCACGGUGCAAAAAAGAAGAAGAUAGCGGCUGCACUGUGCAAGUCUUUGUAAUGACUCUUUGCACUGUGCAAUGGCUGGUCUUGCACGAUGCAAAGAUUGAUAAUAUAUUAAUUUCAGACGUCGCAGUUGUACUACUUUGUGAAGCAGAUUCUGCCGGUCAUAAACAACUCUGCGCGACCGCGAUGGUCGUUCGCUGUCGCUGUUAUCAAUCGUUCCAAUCAGCCAGCGGUCAGUUUUUUACUGUAACUUUUACAAAAUUUUAAGCGAAGGUUACUGUAAUCUGAGCAUUACUUGAUUACUGUAGUAUAGGUAUAAAAACGUAUUAAAUAAUGGUCGAAAAACUGUUUUAGGCGCGAUCGACCACUUUGUCGUCGUUAGGCUUAACUGACCCAAACGGUUACGACUGUAUGGAGGUAUGGUCCAAUAGGUACAUUGGGUACUAUCGGCACUGGAAUGCCUUUGUGGACCCGGUAAGGGCCACUGAUGCACUACUUUACAAGUGCACCAUUAGGACCAGGCAGGUAGACGAUUUUGCUAUUCGGCGACAAUUACUGAUACAGUAAUACAACGGCUAUUGGUACUGUGGUUACUGUAGCUUAGAAAUAACUUUUUAUUACAGUAA